Messenger RNA from Aureobasidium pullulans EXF-150, 1027 nucleotides. RefSeq lists its product as uncharacterized. The transcript has a single exon. Lineage: Eukaryota; Fungi; Ascomycota; Dothideomycetes; Dothideales; Saccotheciaceae. The record is from RefSeq and is a predicted model, not a curated record. The coding region runs from base 185 to 724 and encodes 179 amino acids.
ACUAUUCAAAAUCGCUUGCUGAUCCUUCGUACAUCUUGUGGUCUUCGUCCACGUUCAUUCAUUACUGCAAACUCUCCCAUCCACUUUCCUUUGACUUCUGUUUAUCAUUCCAACGUCCACCACACCUCGUCAUAUCAUACGACCACAUUUCUCAAAGCAUAUAAUCACCCUUCCGCCAGACAAGAUGUUCAACCACACCAUCGACCCUCUUCCUGCAUACAACUCCGACAUGCCUAUCUUCAACAUUGCCAUGACCCUUCUGUGGGGAGCUGCUGAGCUCCUCAUCUCGGUCGGCUUCAUCACUGCCUUCUCCUUCAUUGUCUGCUAUGGCUUUGGAGCUAUCAUGGAACCUAAACAGACUACCUUCGAUGACGAGUCUGACGACGUACCCUCAAAAGAGAACACGGCCUCUAUCUUCAUGUCUGCCAUGCUCAGCGGCUUCCACAUCACCUUCGUCUUCUUCGGUCUGCCACUCUUUGGCCACGCUGCCGACUCUUUCGUCAUGCGCUUGAUCUAUUCAAUCGCCAUCAUCGCCGCCUUGACCACUGGUGUCGCACUCGGCACGAUUGUUAUCUACCUCUCCAUCCCCGCAGUCCGCUCGUGCUGCAACGGCGUCGCAAGAUUGUUCAGAAAGACUCCUACCCAGGACUCACAAGAUAUCGAAGCUCAGCACGAGCAUGUGCCCUUCCUCGACGAGAAGAAGCUCAUUCUCGAAGAUGAGUGAAAGAGUCGUACGAUGACGUUCCGCUACUUUUCAAACACAUGAGGCUCCUCUCCCUCAAAAUCUCCACACACAAAACAAACCUCAUGGCGAAACAUUAUAUUCGCCAUCAGGCCAUCCGGCGCACACAAUACCGUAUCUCGGUAUGCCACGGAUGAUCGGCCUCUCGGGCCACGUAAUCCAGAACAACGCAUGUCUUGCAAAUGCCAAAGGCAAACCAUCCGGGUGUUGUUUUGGGAAAUACUGUUAUUGCCGAUCACUCUGGCAAUAAUUGGCCGUUCGCGAUAACGUCAAGAAACGUUUUUU